Molecule: messenger RNA, 1158 nt
Organism: Diatraea saccharalis (sugarcane borer)
Lineage: Eukaryota; Metazoa; Arthropoda; Insecta; Lepidoptera; Crambidae
Source: the annotation of a GenBank genome assembly
AUGGAGAAAUUUAUACUCAUUUUCCUGGCUCUUUACGCUGGGGGUUCAGCGGAACUGUUGAGAGUUCCGCUGUAUCGGAUGCAGUCGGUGCGCAGUCACCUGCGCGAGGUCGGCACCGAGCUGCAGAUGUACCGCAUGAAGUACUCCGUCAAAGGACCCGCACCGGAACCCCUCUCUAACUACCUCGAUGCACAAUACUACGGGCCGAUCUCGAUCGGGAACCCGCCGCAGACGUUCAAGGUCGUGUUCGACACCGGCUCCUCCAACCUGUGGGUGCCCUCCAAGAAGUGCCACUACACCAACAUCGCCUGCCUGCUGCACAACAAGUACGACAGCAGCAAGUCGAGCUCGUACCGCAGCAACGGCACCGAGUUCGCGAUACACUACGGCUCCGGCAGCCUCUCCGGGUUCCUCUCCACCGAUGACGUCAACGUGGGCGGCAUCAGUGUGCGGGCGCAGACGUUCGCGGAGGCGCUCUCGGAGCCGGGGCUCGCGUUCGUGGCCGCCAAGUUCGACGGCAUCCUCGGCAUGGGCUUCGGCAGCAUCUCGGUGGACGGCGUGCCGCCCGUGUUCGACAACAUGGUGGCGCAGGGCCUGGUCGCGCCCGUGUUCUCCUUCUACCUGAACAGGGACCCGGCGGCGGCGGCGGGCGGCGAGCUGGUGCUGGGGGGCGCGGACCCGGCCCACUACCGCGGCAACUUCACGCACGCCCCCCUCACGCGCGCCGCCUACUGGCAGUUCCGCGUGCAGCGCCUGCGCACCGCCAACGGGACCACCUUCUGCGCCAACGGCUGCGAGGCGAUCGCGGACACGGGCACGUCCCUGAUCGGGGGCCCCGUGGCGGAGGUGGCGGCCCUGAACCGCGCGCUGGGGGCCUCGCCCGUGGCGUUCGGGCAGUAUAUGUUCGACUGCCAGCUGGUGCCCACGCUGCCCGCGGUCACCCUCACCAUCGCCGGGGAGCCCUUCACGCUGCAAGGGGCCGACUACGUGCUCCGGGUGGCCCAGUUCGGUAAAACGAUUUGCCUGAGCGGAUUCAUGGGCCUGGACAUCCCGCCUCCGAACGGGCCGCUGUGGAUCCUCGGGGACGUGUUCAUCGGGAAGUAUUACACCAAGUUCGACGUCGCCAACAAACGGAUCGGGUUCGCGACCGCCGUCUGA